AUGAGUGUUAUUAUGAGCUAUAACAACCACCUGAAUCAAAAAUACCAUCCUUAUUCGUAUCGGCCGGACCAAAAUCGUCAUGGAUACUAUCGCAUAAAUCAGGUUCCAAUACUGCAACAACAUCCUCCAACAGCUCAAACGACGAUCCCACCACCAGCUAUACCUGGUGUCCAAAGUUCAAUACAAACCACGAUACAACCCGCACAACCACUUCCACACUUGCAGCCCCCAAUACAACAACCACAAGUUUACUAUCAGCCAUAUCCUCCCCAACAUUACUACACAUACGUACAACCACAGGCAGAACAUUCUUUACCCCCUGGCAAACGCAGGAAGACCAAACAUUUCUCGACAUGGACCCCUGCAGAGGAUAAGCUUUUGCGAGAAUUGAAGGAGGAACAAAAGAUGGGCUGGAAACAAAUUCUGACUUACUUGAACGACAGAACCCCCAAUGCAUGCCAGUUUCGCUGGAGAAGAGUUGUAGGCAGCAUAAAUGUAUCAAACACCUCGGUUGCUACAUUACCUCCUUCAUCGCCAGCGGCCUCGUCAUCCAGAUCGAACUCAAUAACAAGUUCUCCCAUGACUUCGCCAAAACAACCCAACUCAUCUAAUGCCGAGUCAGCUGAGUCGACUGAGUUUAGAGAACAUAUGCACACUACAGAUACUACAUCCGAUUUAAGCAAUUCGUCUCCUACAACAGGAAGACGUAAAUCAUCGCAUCAUUCGAUAAACUUUUUGUUAAAUUAA
Molecule: messenger RNA, 747 nt
Organism: Debaryomyces fabryi
Lineage: Eukaryota; Fungi; Ascomycota; Pichiomycetes; Serinales; Debaryomycetaceae
Product: SANT/Myb-like DNA-binding domain-containing protein
Exons: 1
Coding region: 1-747 (248 amino acids)
Source: RefSeq, a predicted model, not a curated record